Messenger RNA from Oikopleura dioica, 1380 nucleotides. Lineage: Eukaryota; Metazoa; Chordata; Appendicularia; Copelata; Oikopleuridae. The record is from the annotation of a GenBank genome assembly.
AUGAAGCUUGCUGCAUUUUUUGCGGUUCAGGCCGCUACUGAUGCGAAAAUACUUGGCAAUGAAAGAGCUCCUAAGAAUUUGCCUGAAUGCGUUGCUUCUUACCAGUCCCCGUCUGCAGCAUACAUUGCAAAGGCAAACGAGUACCUUAAAAACCAUGGAAUUUUCGACGGCCACAAUGAUCUUCCCUUGACAUAUACCGACCUUUUUCCUGAGAAUCAGGAUCUUGGAAAAAUUGACCUCUAUGAACGCGAGCCUGCUCAAAAUCCACCAGACAUGCAAUACCAAGUCAGAUCUCAUACCUCCAUCCCAUUGGCUCAAGAAGACGCCGUCUCGUGGGGACUUGAGCAACUAGAUGUUACGAGAAGAAUGAUCGAUGCUUACCCAGAAAUGAUCAUUCCGAAAACGGCACAAGAAGCAGAAGACCUUAUCCGAAAAGACGAGUUUUCGAUAGCCUCUGUAAUGGGACUAGAAGGAGGACACAUGAUCGGAGAGUCGUUGGCGAUUUUGAGACAGUACUACGAGCUCGGAAUUCGAUACAUGACACUGACGCAUAGCUGCAGCUUGCCCUGGGUCGUUGCGAGCCCGGAUGAUGACAAGACUAGUGAAGGAUUGACGGACUUUGGAGUCAAAGUCGUGAAGGAAAUGAACAGACUCGGCAUGAUUGUUGAUAUUUCACAUGUCAGUCACCAUACCAUGCGAGCUGCACUGGCCCACACGACCGCGCCAGUAAUGUUUUCGCACUCGUCUGCGCGGGCCCUGGCUGACACUCACCGCAACGUUCCAGACGAUGUUCUCCCCUUGGUUAAGGACAACGGCGGCGUCAUUAUGAUCGUCUUUUACACCGAUUUUGUCAAACGAAACGCUGUUUCGCAGGACGAAGAUGGAAAUUAUGUUAUUUGUGUAACUGCAGAUGAUGUUGUUGAUCACAUGAUGCAUAUCGGAGAAAAAAUAGGUUUCGAACAUGUUGGAAUCGGUGGCGACUACAAUGGCGUUCGAACUUUGCCUCACGAUGCUGAGGAUGUUUCCAAGUACCCACUUGUCAUGGCGAAGCUCAUCGAGCGACUAGAGCAGAAAAACUAUCCUGAGAGCGAGAUUCGAACGAUUAUCCAAGGAGUUGCGAGUGACAACAUUCUUCGAGUGUGGAAAGCUGUUGAAGUUGAGUCCGCAAAACUAAAAGCCGGUGGAAUGGAACCGAUUUGGGAGUGGAUUCCAACGGAAGAUCGGGUUUGGGACAACUCUGAUACGAACACUUGCAAAUCAGGACGAGAUUGGCCAGUUGCUGAGGACGACGAAGGAAAGAACAAUUCAGAUGGUGGUGGGAAUUCUGCAUCGUUUCUUGGACUUUCUCUGCCUCUUGUUCUUUUUUCUCUUAUGAAAUAA